Messenger RNA from Penicillium waksmanii, 1413 nucleotides. RefSeq names its product hydrogen/calcium exchanger domain-containing protein. Gene Ontology annotation, biological process: intracellular calcium ion homeostasis; calcium ion transmembrane transport. The transcript is spliced from 2 exons. The record is from RefSeq and is a predicted model, not a curated record. The coding region runs from base 1 to 1413 and encodes 470 amino acids. NCBI's taxonomy places the organism in Eukaryota, Fungi, Ascomycota, Eurotiomycetes, Eurotiales, Aspergillaceae. Gene Ontology annotation, cellular component: fungal-type vacuole membrane. Gene Ontology annotation, molecular function: calcium:proton antiporter activity.
AUGGGCUCCGUCAGAUCGUACGGCUCCCAAAUCGGAGCAGUCUCAACCAGAGACGAUAUCCAUACCCAACCACAGGAAAAAGGGACAAAUGGCCAACAAAAUUCCGUCUUACCGACCCUCGAAAAGGACCACCCCGCCCGCUAUGUAUUGGGCAUCUUCCGCGUCAAGAGCGCAGGAGAAAGUGGCCGAACAGGAAUUCACCCAAUCCACUUCCUCCUCGUCUGCUUCAAGAGCAUCUGCACCCUAUCAAUGGUCGUCAAUAUCCUCUGGCCAUUCGUCCCCGCCGCAAUCGUAAUGCAUUUCGCCCGACCCGAUCUCCACGUCUGGGUAUUCUCGCUAAACUACAUCGCCAUGGUCCCAUCAGCAAACCUACUCGGCUUCGCGGGCGGAGAACUAGCCAAGAAGUUACCCAAAGUAUUGGGAGUCUUGGUCGAAACGACGCUCGGCUCUGUUGUCGAAUUGGUCCUUUUCAUGGUCUUGCUGCAUAAUGAUACCAGUAAUGAACCCAACAGCGAACAUAGCUUCAUUCCCGUCAUUCAAGCUGCUAUCCUCGGCUCGAUUCUCGCAAAUUUGCUGCUCUGUUUGGGCAUGUGUUUCUUUGUCGGGGGUUUGAAGCGCACCGAGCAGGUCUUUCAUGAGGCUGUUAGUGAAGUUGGGACGGGAUUGUUGCUGGUAGCUGGAUUCGGUCUUUUGAUUCCGAGCGCGUUUUACUCUGCUUUAAAGGGGGCUGUGAAUCCGAAUUUCACGCUUCAAGAGUUGGAUGAGUCGGUUACUACGAUUAGUCGUGCUACUUCGGUGAUUCUUCUAAUGGCGUUUUUCGGAUACCUCGUCUUCAAUCUACACAGCCACAACUCCAUCUUUGACGACGUCCUAGAAAUGGACGAACGACAAGACGAAGACCGAGACCAAGAAAACCGGCGCGCAAAACUCACUUUCGUCGAAUGUCUAAUUGCCAUCGCCGUCUCCCUAACAUGCGUCUGCAUGUCUGCGGUAUUCCUCGUCCAAGAAAUCGAGCCCAUUGUCGAACUAGGCGUCUCGGAUAAUUUCAUGGGAUUAAUUCUAGUCCCCCUCGUCGAGAAAGCAGCUGAGCAUUUAACCGCCGUCGACGAAGCUUGGGACAACCAAAUCAAUUUUGCGCUAUUUCAUUGUCUUGGCCCUUCGAUUCAUACCGCGCUGCUGAAUGCGCCUCUUGCUGUUAUUGUGGGUUGGGGUCUUGGUAAGAACAUGACCCUGAAUUUUGAGAUUUUCAUGGUUGUCCUACUUGUGCUGUCGAUUUUGGUCGUUGGGAACUUUUUGCGGGAUGGGAAGUCGAAUUACCUGGAGGGGAUGCUUUGUGUGCUUGUUUACUUUAUUAUCGCUGUUACUUCUUGGUAUUAUCCUAAGGUUGAUGUGGCGGCGACUAACCAGGCUUGA